Molecule: messenger RNA, 1993 nt
Organism: Cicer arietinum (chickpea)
Lineage: Eukaryota; Viridiplantae; Streptophyta; Magnoliopsida; Fabales; Fabaceae
Product: phosphoinositide phospholipase C 1-like
Biological process (GO): release of sequestered calcium ion into cytosol; lipid metabolic process; phosphatidylinositol-mediated signaling
Cellular component (GO): plasma membrane
Molecular function (GO): phosphatidylinositol-4,5-bisphosphate phospholipase C activity
Source: RefSeq, a predicted model, not a curated record
AGAGAGUAAUAAUCCCUUUAAUAGGACAUAUCCUUCACAAUUUAUUAUCUCUAAGUGUUGUCUCCCUCUAAACAGACAUCAUUAAUCAAACAACACAAAAUAAUGGCAACCAAACUUGGUUUUAGACAGGCCUCUAGGAACAAAUCGAUAAAAGAACACUUCAAAGUAUGUUUUUGUUUCAAGAGAAUGUUUAGGCUUAAGGUGGCUGAACCUCCAGAAGAAAUCAACAAUAUAUUUGAUACGUAUACACAGAAUGGUACCAUGAACAUGGAUGAAUUGUACAAUUUUUUAGUUCAUUUUCAAGGUGAAGAGAGGGGUGAUGAUACCAAGAAACAUGCUCAAGCCGUUUUCCACAGUCUUAGACAUCUCAAUAUAUUUCAAAGGAGAGGUCUUCAUUUUGAUGCUUUCUUCCGUUAUCUCUUGGGAGACCUUAAUGGCCCCCUACGUGAUCAGGUGCACCAUGACAUGAAUUCUCCAUUGGCUCAUUAUUUCUUGUACACAGGCCAUAACUCCUACUUAACUGGAAAUCAAUUUAGCAGUGAAAGUAGUACCACCCCAAUAAUAAAGGCUCUGAAAAAAGGAGUUAGAGUCAUUGAGCUGGAUUUGUGGCCAAAUUCCAGAGAAGAUGACGUGGACGUUCGUCAUGGAGGGACUCUGACUUCUUCAGUAAAACUCAGAGAUUGUUUGAAUGCCAUUAGGGACAAUGCAUUUGAAGCCUCUGAUUAUCCUCUUAUAAUAACUUUUGAAGAUCAUAUAACUCCACCUCUUCAACGCAAAGUGGCCAAAAUGGUGGAUGAUAUAUUUGGAGAUAUGUUGUUUCGCCCUGAUUAUUCACAUCAAAUGAAGAAAUUCCCUUCUCCAGAAUCGUUGAAGGGAAAAAUUCUAAUUUCAACUAAACCACCAGAGUCUCCUGAAAAUCAAGGCCAGAAGGUACAAGAGGAAGAAGUUGAGUGGCUUGAGGACAAAGAUGACAGAUCUAGAGUCAAUGAUGAGGAUGAGUCGGAUGGCGAGAGUGAGGAGGAGGAGUCUCUUGAAUAUAGGAAUUUGAUUUCUAUUCAUGCUUGGAAGCCAAAAGGUAAGGUAGAACACUGGCUGUUGGAUCAUGAUCAAGUUAGGCGUCUUAGCUUGAGUGAGCAAGUUCUUGAAGAUAUCGCCAGAACUCGUGGAACUGAUAUUGUCAGGUUCACCCAGAAUAAUUUGCUUAGAGUAUACCCAAAGGGUUCACGCAUGGACUCCUCCAAUUAUGAUCCUAUGACUGGAUGGAUGCACGGAGCUCAAAUGGUAGCAUUUAAUAUGCAGGGACAUGGACAUUUUCUUUGGUAUAUGGAAGGAAUGUUCAAAGCCAAUGGUGGUUGUGGGUAUGUUAAGAAACCAGACAUCUUAUUGAACAAUAGUGAGAUCUAUGAUUCUAGAGUGAACCGACCAAUCCAGAAAACUCUGCAGGUUUUGGUAUACAUGGGUGAGGGGUGGCAAUCCGAAUUCGGCCAAACACACUUCGAUUUUUAUUCUCCACCUGAUUUCCGCGUACAGGUUGGUAUUCAUGGUGUCCCAGCUGAUAUAGACACCAAAGUAACUAGGACAAUUGAAGACGAGUGGGUCCCAGUUUGGAUUGAAGAGCUUAACUUUCCAUUAACUUGUCCAGAAUUGGCACUAUUGCACAUCAAAGUUAUUGAGCGUGACUUUUCUGGACAACAUGAUUUUGCUGGACAAACAUGUUUACCUGUAUCAGAGUUAAGAGAAGGAAUUCGCUCUGUUCGUUUGUGUAACCGCAAAGGCGAACCUUACAAGCAUGUUAGGCUUCUAGUCCAAUUUCGAUUUUCUAAUCACUAGUACAGCACACAAAUCUCUGUUAUGCUGCUGCAUUUGUGGUUAAAUUGUUAUGGACAAAAUAUUUCAGUGUAUCAAGAAACAAAUGAAAAUAUAAAUAGAGUACACUUUAUCAAUUUGUAUUGUACAUUCAUUAAUAUAAACUAUCUUAAUCACUAAUUAAAAA